AUGAAGACAAACACCUUUGAAGUGACGGUGCUAAGCGUGGGACUAGUGACGGCCAUCCUGGCCACACAUAUGCGCUCAGAGCGCCGCAAGCGUCAGAAGUUUACGCUGCAGCAGCCGCUCGUGACCACUAAGAGCGAAUUGGAGCUGGUCAAGGACAUUGUGUACAUCAACAAGUCGACUGAGCCCGGCACCAAAUUCCGUCACGGAGGUUCCAACCAGUUGCUGAAUGAAGAGGGUAAUCAGAUCCUUGUUGUCGGCGUGUGCGGCGGCUCUGGAUCGGGCAAAACCACGCUCUCACGCGCCAUCAUGACUGAGUUUGGUGUCGAUCGUGUGUCAUAUCUCUCACACGACUACUAUUACAAGGACUUAGCUCACCUCACAAUGGAACAACGGGCUAAACACAAUUUUGACCACCCUGACGCCCUCGAGACGGAUCUUAUGGUCAAACAUUUGAGACAGCUGCGCGCCGGCAUGACCGUGGAUGUGCCCAUCUAUGACUUUAGUACGCAUUCACGCUGCAAAUGUACAACUUCCAUGAAACCCAAUAGUGUUAUCCUCGUAGAAGGCAUUCUAAUCUUUGCCGACCAGGCGCUUGCCGACCUCAUGGACAUUAAGAUUUUUGUCGAGACAGCCGCGGACAUUCGUCUUGUGCGACGUAUGCACCGCGACAUGGAGGAACGCGGUCGCACGGCCGAGUCGGUUAUGGAUCAGUACAUGAAGACGGUGCGCCCCAUGCAUAUGAUGUUUGUGGAGCAAUCGAAGCGCGUGGCGGACAUUAUUAUUCCGCACGGUGUCAACUCGGUGGCUCUCGACAUGAUCAUUUCGAAACUCCACAGCUUCAGUGCAGGCCACAGCGCAAUAGGCAGCAGCAGGUCCGUCAGCGAGCACUCCGACUCCAUUGAUGAUGAAAAGGAAUUGGUUCGUGCUUGA
This is a messenger RNA of Peronospora farinosa, 930 nucleotides long. The record is from the annotation of a GenBank genome assembly. Lineage: Eukaryota; Oomycota; Peronosporomycetes; Peronosporales; Peronosporaceae.